AUGCCUGGCGAAUCUAGCUCUGAAAAACCCGAAGCUGCUGCUGCAGCAGCACCAGCACCAGGAGCAGCCGGCGCAGCACGACCAACACCAGACGGAGCCUCCUCUGCAGGCGAAACGGCGGCAGCAGCAGAAGCAACGACAGCCACAGGCGGAGAAGGUACUGGUUCUCUACUGCUGCCUCAUAUCUUAGGGCUUUCCAAGUCAGGUAGGCGGGGACUAAGUCCCCUUCAGGAGCUGGAGCGUCAACAGCAGCGCGGUGCUGCGGGAUCGCAGGUUGAGGCCCCAGCAAGCAGCAACGGCAGCAGUAACCACAGGAGGUAUUUGUCGUUUGCAGAGAGGCAGCGUCUGCUGAAUUCCGCUCCUCCUCCCUGGUUUCCAAUGCUGCUGGCCCUUGGUAUGGUGUGUUUCUUCUCUAUAAGCCUAUCAGGAAUAGAAGGCGAUAGAGAGCUUUUAAAGCUGCUGCAAGAGAGGGCAGAAAUUCCUUUUACUCCCCAUGAGGCGGAAGAGGCGACACCUCGUUUUUCCUUUUCUGCAACAGAAGCAGAAGCAGCAGCAGCAGAACAAGACAAAUCGCUGCUGCGACAGACUCAAGACUUGCUUGCAAUAGAUUCUGCAGAUCAGCAACAGGAGCUAGAGUGGCUAGAAGAGCGGAUAACAUUGAGUGACAUGCUGCUGAAGCCGGUAGACUAUAAGACGCUGCUCGAGGAGGCGCCAGCAGAUCUGUUGCCUAUAAUUAAGGCGCUGCUGCAGCGUGCAAAAUUGCUGAAGCAGCAGCAGCAGCAACAGCGGCAGCAGCAUUUGUCUUUAUCUGGACGUUCCAAGGCUGCUGCUAUGCUGCAAGAGGAUCUCGUGGCUGCAGCAGAACUUACAAUCCUUUACAGGAUGCUAUUAGCUGGUGCAGCAAACAACAAGCUGACGCCGCAACAGCAGCAACGACUGCAGCAGCUUGAGUCGGUGCUGCAUGCAGUUGGCAGUAAACGCCUCAAGGAAGAAUGGAAGGAAGCUGUCUUGUCUUCUCGUUAUUUUCCUGAUGUUCAUGAUCAGCAGCUCUAUUCGCGUAUAAUAACAAUUGCUGCAGCAGCAUUCGACGACUUAAUGCAGUGCAUAGCGCUGCAGCAGCAAGCAGGAUCUGCAACAGCAGCAGGAGGAACAGAGACAGAACGUGCUAUAGCAGCAGCAACAGAAAAACAAAUCAAAAAACACUCAUGGAGGCUCACAACAGCGAGGCUCGAGCUGCAGCGGCUGCUGGAGGCAGCAAAGUUUCCUCAGCAGAUAGCAGAGGCAUUCAAGACAGAAUAA
This is a messenger RNA of Eimeria maxima, 1299 nucleotides long. RefSeq lists its product as hypothetical. Bases 1 to 1299 code for a protein of 432 amino acids. NCBI's taxonomy places the organism in Eukaryota, Apicomplexa, Conoidasida, Eucoccidiorida, Eimeriidae. The record is from RefSeq and is a predicted model, not a curated record. The transcript has a single exon.